AAAUGCUUAGAGAUCUUUUGAAAUAGGUGAAGCAUUUGUGACUUUGGAAUAAUAAUAAAGCCAGUAAUAACAGGACGAGAGCACAAUACCUUAACGGUCAUGCUUUGAAGCACACCCCUUUCUAAGAAACCCAACAGAACCACGCACUCGGGGAAACCUUACGCUUAUAACAUGGAUUCGCCUAAAAUAGUAUAUAAAUAUUACUCAAACCCGGCCUUUUGCGGGCAGAGCGAAGCUUACACCAAAUAUGUCAAGAGUCCGGACAGAAGAAUGUCCCCCCUAGGCGGGAAUUCGCCAAGAAAAGUCGAAUACAGCAACAGGAUCCUUAGGACAGACAUUUCUGAUAAUCCUUUAAGGAUAUCUCCAGCAGGCGCUUUGAGAAACAGGGAUGAGCCUCCAGAAUUGCCGCCGAAGCCGCAGAAGUUCCAAAAACAGUUCCACAGACAGUCUUCUUUGAUGUGCAAGCCUACACGAACUCCUGUCAGAUGUAGGACAAGGAGUGAAGACUUGGAAAUGGCACAAUUUAAAAUACAAAAGACUAAAUAUCAUAGGAACGCUGAAAGCGACGAUGGUUUGGAAGACAGCCGUGUUAAACAUAGGUACGAAGUUAUCAGAGACGAUUUUGAUGAUCUAGCAGACUAUUCUCCAACAAAAAAGAGGAUAAUAGAAGCGAAUGCCAACGAAAUAGAAGAAUAUAACGUCGACGCGCCAGAUGAACACGAAUUGAAAGAAAUACCAACUGAAAUAGUAAAGACUGUAAAUGGAAGGACACAUAGAUACGCAAUAGUACCUUCAGAUGAUGACGAACCAGUUAAAAAACACAGUGUUACCAUAUCAAGCCCAGUAAUGACUAAGAAAAAUAUAAUUGCGACACAGAAACUACAUGAACUGCUAUCUACGCCUAGGAAAUUAAAGAGCUAUGCCAGUCAACCGUCUGUAAGGAUAACUCCUAAUAAGGCUACAAGUCCUAAUCGCUAUACGGGGACCCCUCAAAGAAUUAUGCAUAGUACACCUACUCAUGGGGUUACACCAUCAAAAUCAUGUGCUAACUUGACGUCACCAAGAAAUGCUACGUCUCCUAUAUCGCCUAAAGCUCAACAGAAGCUACAUUACGGGACUCCGGAAGAGUUUGAGAGGCAUGAUGUGUUUGUGACUAGUUUUAGGGAGAAGAGUCGGGAGCGGAGUUUUGAUAUGGACAGGAGAGAAAUGAGCAGAGAGAGUAGGAGGGAUUAUGAAAGAAGGAGUCCAAAGAAGGAGAAGAAGAGUACAGCGAUUAUUGUACCCAGGGUAGCAGCACCACCAUCAGUGUACUCCGAGGAGACAUACAAGUCCUUCAACAGCACGAAGACCAUGAGCGCUGCUGCCGCGUCACUCACUAUAGCGGCCUUGAUGCUCACUCUGAGCGGCGGACUCACUACUGGACUCAGCUUUUAUAUGAUGUAUACGGUAAGGAUCAAUAAACACACACAUAGAUACAAUCCAUAUAAAAUCAUGAGCGCUGCGGCCGCGUCACUCACUAUAGCGGCCUUGAUGCUCACUCUGAGCGGCGGACUCACUACUGGACUCAGCUUUUAUAUGAUGUAUACGCUUGGCCGACGGUACUAUCUGGACUUUGGGGUGCUCGCGGGCUUCACCUGUUUCCUGUUGGGGCUCUUAGGGCUGCGCUCGCGCCGUCACCAGCUGCUGCCGAACAGGAACUACAUCUCAGGAUACAUCGUUCUCUCCUCGUUCUCUCUCCUCAGCGCCUUCGGUCUCCUCUUACUCCUCUCCAUCCAGCCCACGCCCGGGACGCCGCUCAGCGACAUAACCUCAGGCGCCGUGUGCGCCGUGUCAGCUUUAUCGCUGUUCGUGGCGACUUUAGGAGUUUUAGCGUCGUACUGCUGCGCAAGAGAUCCGCCGGAUAACAGAGUAGGGACAGUGAGAUGGUAUUAG
Cydia amplana is the source of this 1932-nucleotide messenger RNA. RefSeq lists its product as uncharacterized. NCBI's taxonomy places the organism in Eukaryota, Metazoa, Arthropoda, Insecta, Lepidoptera, Tortricidae. Bases 172 to 1932 code for a protein of 586 amino acids. The record is from RefSeq and is a predicted model, not a curated record. The transcript has 4 exons.